CUGUCACUGAAGAUAUGAUACAUAGAAUCGAAACCCGUAAUUCAAACUAUUCAUUAUCGACCAAAACCCAACGAGUUUAUUGAUCGUAUCCAAAACGUCGAUAACAUCAACUAAUAGCCCAUUAUGUUCUCUCCUCCUCAACAUCAACAUGAUACUGCAUCAGCAUCCUCGUCCAGAACUACCAGAUCAUCACGAGACAAACACAACAACAAGAAAACAGAGCCUAUUCCAACUUCAACCCCUCGACAGCCAGACGAAAUCGAAGAAGCGGAUACGACAGUACCAGUAAAGACGUAUCAACCAAAGCAGAAGCAAAAAAGAGUUGAACCGUCACCUGACAAAGAUACCGACGAUGCCGAGAGUGUAUAUCUAUCAUCCGACGAAGACACAUCAGAUGAAGACUCCUCAGACUAUGACUCAGACUCAGAAGGUAGCGUGGAAGAGCUGCCUCCUCGACAACUAUCGAGGAGAGCAACAGAUCGAGGUGUAAAAACAACUCCUGGGUCGCCAUUCACAAUCACCCAGACACGAAGCGAAACUACUCGCUGGAUAUCAACACAGAACAAUGGAGGUAUGAUGCGAGGGGCCAGAACUAUCAACCAGCAGACAACAUUGCAUGGACAGAACGUCAAUGGACCACAGCCAAGACCGAGCAAUAGGAACAGUAUCAGCUUCAACAUGAGCGUCAACGUUGACAUGUCCUUCAACGGCCUCGUCACAGGCCGGAACCUGGGCUUCACAGGGGGAUCACUAUCAUAUGCAUGGAGCCGGCGUAACACGCAAGGGGGUUGAUGUCCUCUCUUUUCAUGUGGACUAUUUGACUAUAGGCAACCAAAUUAUUAAUGACAACUUUGAAGGUGGGAUUUUAGGU
Molecule: messenger RNA, 871 nt
Organism: Fusarium oxysporum Fo47
Lineage: Eukaryota; Fungi; Ascomycota; Sordariomycetes; Hypocreales; Nectriaceae
Exons: 2
Coding region: 124-792 (222 amino acids)
Source: RefSeq, a predicted model, not a curated record